This is a messenger RNA of Acaulospora morrowiae, 768 nucleotides long. The record is from the annotation of a GenBank genome assembly. Lineage: Eukaryota; Fungi; Glomeromycota; Glomeromycetes; Diversisporales; Acaulosporaceae.
AUGUCAGUUACACCAUACCCACCACCUCACCGCAAUCCAACGAUGAUGCAAACUCCACAUGCUUACGAUGCGACACUCUCAUCGAAGACGUCGUCACCACCGUCCGCUACCAAAUACACAUAUAUUCGAGGAGAGAAUGGUGCAAUAACCGUCUUCCAUCAACCCACCAAAGCGUUGGUGUACUACAUGUUUACUCCAUCCCUAAACAGUCCUAAUGUAUCCAUAAUUGACAAGCACACCUCGGGUGUUAUAUGGAAUGCAAAAGUCUCUUCCGCCGCUGAUAUUUCCGGCGGAGAUGGUACCAAGAUUAAACCCACCGCAAAUUGGGAGUGUAAAUAUACCGGUGAAAAUAAGGAGAGUCCCAUUUAUUCACAUAAAACAAUAAUCAAGUUCGAGAAAUCGCUGAAAGGUUACGUGUGCUCGUGGAAUGGUCGAGUGUUCUUGUGGAAAUUAUAUGGUAGUGGAGGUGAUAUUUACUGUGUGGAAGGACUGAGCGGUAUCGGCGAAAGAGUUGCACAGUUUGAAGAUAAAUCGAACACAUUGAUGAUUGAUUUGAGUCGAUACUCUGUCGGCAAAUAUAAGAGUGAUAAUGGUGUGGAAUCGUUGAAAUCAUUUGAGUCCUUUAUUUUGUUGACGGGAUUGAUAGCGAAAAACUCGGCCAAGAAAUUGCAAUCCACCGUCAAUCGAAUGAGCGCCAAUUUUACCGAUGCCCAUUUGUUCAACUAUUCCGGUUUAUUUUUCUUCUGCGGUCUGUGUGGAACAUUUUAA